Messenger RNA from Cynoglossus semilaevis (tongue sole), 1272 nucleotides. RefSeq names its product phospholipase A2, group XIIA (gene pla2g12a). Gene Ontology annotation, cellular component: extracellular region. The transcript has 4 exons. The record is from RefSeq and is a predicted model, not a curated record. Gene Ontology annotation, biological process: phospholipid metabolic process; arachidonate secretion; lipid catabolic process. NCBI's taxonomy places the organism in Eukaryota, Metazoa, Chordata, Actinopteri, Pleuronectiformes, Cynoglossidae. Gene Ontology annotation, molecular function: A2-type glycerophospholipase activity; calcium ion binding. Bases 209 to 790 code for a protein of 193 amino acids.
UAUUGGUAAUCAGUGUUCACGUGACAGCGUCAAACCAGGAAGAGAGGACUGCUCGUCAGAAUAGUGUAGUGCUAGGUGCCUGGAAUAUAAACGAAAACUAGAAGUCAAAAUAAACGAUGGCGGCCAGGCAGAAGUGUGCGGAAUAAAACAACCAGCGUAACAGCCUGUCGGAAAACUACGUUGUACGUCCUCGGCUUCCACAAAGACUAUGCGUAACCACCACUCCAGCUAUGUAUUUUUGUUGUUGUUGUUCUGCUGCCGGGGGUUCUGCUAUGUAUCUGCGUGGGAUAAGGAACCCGAGACUCCAGACUGGAGGACGACUCUGAAAACCAUCCGUAACGGAAUUCACAGAAUAGACACGUACCUGAACGCAGCGCUGGACUUGUUCGGUGGUGAUGAUGGACUGUGUCGUUACAGGUGUAGCGAUGGUUACAAGCCGGUCCCUCGUCCUAGAUACAAGCAGCCACCACCCAAUGGAUGUGGGUCCCCGUUGUUUGGAAUCCAGUUUGACAUAGGCAUCCCAUCAAUGACCAAAUGCUGUAACCAACAUGAUCGAUGCUAUGACACCUGUGGCAGAGAGAAGCAAGACUGCGAUGAGCAGUUCCAGGACUGUCUUGAGACGAUUUGUAAGAAUGUGCAAAAAACUCUGGGAUUGGCCAAGAGUGUCCAAGCCUGUGAGUCAGCAGUGAGUCUACUGUUUGAUGCCGUCAUGCACCUGGGAUGUAAGCCGUACCUGGACAGCCAGCGGGAGUCCUGUGUUUGUCAGUAUGAAAUAAAAAAGGAACUCUGACACUGUAGCAGAAACUGGACUUGGAACAUACUGUGGUAAAAACAAGGAGCUAUUAGAGCUUGCAACUAAUUACUCCAAUAGUUUUCAGAUUUUCUCAGGAAUCUUGUUAGACAAAUGAAUGUAGCGCUACAUUAGUGCAUAUUGAAUAUUGUUCUGGAGGAUUUAAUAGUUUAUAUUUUCUCAACAUGGUGUCAUGCACUUUUGUUAAAUGAAAAUGUGGAUAUUCUCUUUAUAUUAGCAGAUGCUUUUAACUUCAGCUGUACUUUGGUCCAGGAUGUCUGUAUGUGGAGGAGCUAAAAGGGGAUAACACAGUUGAAUGAUGCACAACUCAAUGUCCUGGUGAGGUCUGCUGAAACAUAUCAAUUUGUGAAGACAAAUAGAACUUGAAAAUAGAAGUUGUUAUGAAAAGUUUAUAAUACUUUAUAUUGUGUAAGGAAAUGUCCAUUGACCUUGAAUAAAUUUGUUAUUGAGUCACCAAUGCA